AUGGCCCUACCAAACUACCAAAACGAAAUCGAAAAAGAAAUCGAUAAGAUCCAAACCUCAAUCGAAAAUCUCAACAUAAAAAUCCUCCGCGAAAAACAAGAUCUCAACCAGUACAAGAUCCGCAAGAACCGAAGCAUCAAAAAAUGUCACACCAAAAUAGCCCUAAAGAAAAGCCAAAUCACAGUCUUAUCUAACAAAACAUUCAACAUCCACAUCAAAGAACAAUCAACCUCAAGCUCAUCAGACACUGAGCCAUCAACCCCAACCCCAAACUCGGAAACAGAAACAGACACAUUCGAGCUCCUCAUCCCACCAAACUGGGAUACCCGCGAUCCCAAAAGACUAAUCGCCUGGCAACUAGAACGCCACAUCCACUGGGCAACCAAGAACCCCCCCUGGACCAGCAGAAGCAAUCUACACGAGAUAUUGGAUCUGCGAACAGCCGCCGAGCUGUUGGAGGAUGCUCCGCCUGGACGGGGGAAUAGGAUGCUGGAUCCAAAGUAUUGUCGUCUUGAUCCUGGUGAUGAGAAAUGGGGGAAACCUGCUGCUGCACUGCUUGCACAUGCGAAGGGGUUCUAUAAGGACCCUGAGGGGUGGAUGUUGAUGGAUUUGCCGAGGACGCUGCUUAUUGCUAUGGAGGCUUGGUUCUUUGAGUUGGGGGAGAGGGAGAGAGGGGAAUUACCUGCGAAUGCAAAUGAUUGGCAGGAUUUGCCGGACAGUGUUACUAGCAAGUGGAAUCAGGCUUUUGCUGUAGGGAAGUUUCUGUGGGAGUGA
Messenger RNA from Penicillium odoratum, 774 nucleotides. RefSeq lists its product as uncharacterized. Lineage: Eukaryota; Fungi; Ascomycota; Eurotiomycetes; Eurotiales; Aspergillaceae. Bases 1 to 774 code for a protein of 257 amino acids. The transcript has a single exon. The record is from RefSeq and is a predicted model, not a curated record.